AUGUCGACCGUCAGCGAUGCAGUUCGUCAACUGAAUGCAGCAACAACAAUAAUUGUACUUGUGAUAAGUUUUGUCUGUUUUAUACCAGGCAUACUAGGUCUUAUCUUAAGUGUAGCUGUUUUUUGGCAACCGGUAAUGCGUCGAGAAUCAUGUGUACUCUACCUUUUAGCAUCAAGCAUUGCUGAUUUGUUUGUUGAAUUUGUUGUGUUACCUGUACGUAUUGCCUCAAAUGGUUUUGGUGUAGACCUGGCCUUUUACAAUCGUGGUAUAUGCAAAGUGGAAACUUUUAGUUUCUAUACCGUGCGUUCCAUAGCUUCGUGGUUGAUUGCAUUUGCAUGUGUUGAUCGUUUUCUUCACAGUUCAAGAAAUCCGCAGUUGCGCCGAUUCAGUUCAUUAAAAACAGCACGAUUAGUUAUCGGAAUCACUGUCAUUGCAAUGACUAUCAUUUACAUUAAUAUGCCUGUUUACUAUGAAAUAAGCUAUUCACGUAAUGCAUUCGGAGUGAUUGCUCCAACAUGCAAUGGUCAAAAAGGAGUCUAUUUGACGUUCAUUUCAUUUUGGAACAUGCUUUUCUAUACAAUUUUACCAGGUUUAGUAAUGCUUGUCUUCGGUUCUCUUACAAUUGCAAAUAUUCGACAAAGUCAUCGCGUGAUGCCGUUAUCUACUGGAGCACAACAGUUUAGUAGACGUACAAAUAAUCAACUCUUACGCAUGUUAGCUGCUCAAGUAUGUUUCAUUAUAGGCGCUACUUUACCACACUCUAUCUAUCGCCUCUAUGCAGCGUUUACUGCAAGAGAAUCACGGAGCGCAUUAGGCAUUGCUCAAGAAAACCUGGCUUGUAAUACAGUAAACACACUAACAUAUUUCGCUCAUACAAGUCACUUCUAUUUAUAUACGCUGACUGGUAGCAUUUUUCGCAAGGAAGUUGUCAGAGUUCUUGACCGUUGGUUUCAUAUCAAACGGUACUUGGCUGGCAUAUGCCACGUUGAAACGAAUUGA
Messenger RNA from Rotaria socialis, 999 nucleotides. NCBI's taxonomy places the organism in Eukaryota, Metazoa, Rotifera, Eurotatoria, Philodinida, Philodinidae. The record is from the annotation of a GenBank genome assembly.